This is a messenger RNA of Rosa chinensis, 2777 nucleotides long. Its product is annotated as gibberellin 2-beta-dioxygenase 8. NCBI's taxonomy places the organism in Eukaryota, Viridiplantae, Streptophyta, Magnoliopsida, Rosales, Rosaceae. The transcript is spliced from 5 exons. Bases 1383 to 2513 code for a protein of 376 amino acids. The record is from RefSeq and is a predicted model, not a curated record.
UCAAUCUCCAUCUUUCUCCGAAAUUAGCCGAACCAUCCUCAAGUACGAUCUUCUCCAGUAUUUGUAAAUAUGUAGUCCGUUUACUGUUGAGUGUAGUACGUUUACUAUUUAUUUCUCUUUUUUGUUGCAAUUUCAGUUUUAGUUAUGUAGUAUAACCUAUCUUCUUCCUUACUCGUUGUAGAAGUGGUUUAGUUUUAAGUGCAUGUUAUGUAGUUAACUAAGUAGUUUUAAGUGCAUGUUAUGUAGUUAACUUAGUUCAGAGUAAUUUCUUUUCUUAAAAUUGGAUAAGCAUGUACUCUCAAAGUUGACUACUAAUGAUCGAUCACUAUCUGUCUCGGUUAAUUUUGCUGCUUUUACUUUCAUUACCAACCAUGGAAGUGGAAAUAUACAUGUUUAGGAUAAAUAUUGUGGAUAUAUAUGAUCCAAUGAAACAGUGAAAUAUCAUACAUAUAUGCCAUGUUUUACAUAUGAGUUAAUCAACUUUCUUGAUGAGGAUGCAUCAUCAUGUCUAUCAACUACAGAUGAUAAUCCUUGGUUUGGCUUUUUCUGCAGUAAUAACAGCAACGGCAAGUAUUUAUAGCUAUCGAUGUUAAUCACUUACUCUAAGAAGGAAUCAUACAAUAUUCAUGUCGGUCGAGUACUAAGCUCUAGACCAGGUAAUUGAAUUAAAGUACAUAUUACAAGCAUUCACUUUCUACACUCACUAAAUACCUGUCUUAUAAUUUUUUUUUGUAUUUUAUUUUAGCGUUAACAUCUGUCCUGAAUUUUACACGCAUGUGAUGACGAAUUUUUGGUCGACUAAUAAAAUAUGGGUCCUGCCGAUAGAAACUACAUUCUCUUCCCAUUCAAAUUUUUUUUUUUCAUCCGCAAAAAAAAAAAAAAGUUUCGUUUUAUUGGUUGGACCCGCACAUCCUAAAUCCAACCAAAAAUUUGUAGUCUUGUUUGAGGACCAGGGCCAACUACGUAUUUCCUCAUUGAUGAGUCUAGUAUUCCUAAGACAUUAAAUCUUCAUUGAUAUAUAUGCUCCCCACUUUGGAUGAUUGUAUCAAUUACAUGGAAGCAUAACUGUUCAUUUAUUCGUUUCAGCCUCCAUCGUCAAGGCAAUGAUAUACGUAGUCUGUCGAUCGAUCUUAAUUUCCCAGUUAUCAGUCUCGUUUUGUCAGCCUUCUUUUAUUUUUUUUAUAUGGGUUGAUCGAUGUAUAGGAUCAAGGACAAUGUUUUGCAAAGCUUUUGUGCAGCUGGUUUAUUGAUUUGUGCUUAGCAGAACAUAGACAAACCAGAUCGAUCAUAUGGGCUGACCUGACCGUCUCUGUGCAGUGAGAGAUAAAAACUAUAUCUUGUGCAGAUUAUGUCUAAAACAUGUAUACUCUUGGUAAAUUGGUAUGGCCCCCAUAAAAUGUGUGCUGGCAGAGGGAUUUGCACGCAACAGCUCUGAAUUGCCACACCCAUUAUUAAGCUUUCAACUCCUAAGCAUGGACUCGGACCCACCGUUUCACAAGGCCUACAAGACUUUUUUUGACAACGCCAGCACCACCACCGCCACUACCAACAACAACAACAAUAACAAAGACAACAAAGACCAGGAAGCGAUAAAGGUAAUCUUCGAGGAAUGCGAGCUGCCGCUGAUUGAUCUGCGGCGGCUAGAGCUCGGGGACUCCGAGGGAGAGGAGUGCAAAUCGGAGAUAGCUAGGGCAUCGCAGGAGUGGGGAUUUUUUCAGGUUGUCAACCAUGGGAUUUCAAGCGAGCUUUUGCAGAAGAUGAAGAGUGAGCAAGAAAAGGUAUUCCAGCAAUCGUUUGACAAGAAGAGCCAAGAACACAAGUACUUGAACUUUUCGGCAGGUACUUACCGUUGGGGAAGUCCUACGGCCACAAGCCUGAGACAGUUAUCAUGGUCUGAAGCUUUUCACAUUCCACUCAACAAGAUUUUUGCUUCCUCGGCUGCUGGUCUCGACGAUCUCAGCUCAACGAUGGAACAGUUUGCCACAACAGUUUCUAGUCUGGCACUGAAAUUAGCUGAAAUUUUGGCCGAGAAAUUGGGUCACAAAUCGACAUUCUUCCACGAAAAUUGUUUACCGAGCACUUGCUAUCUUCGGAUGAACCGAUAUCCACCAUGUCCAAUUCCUUCAGAGGUAUUUGGUUUGAUGCCACACACUGACAGUGACUUUCUCACUAUAUUGCAUCAAGACCAGGUUGGGGGAUUGCAAUUGGUCAAAGAUGAUCGAUGGAUCGCAGUGAAGCCUAAUCCAGAAGCUCUAAUCAUCAACAUUGGGGAUUUAUUUCAGGCAUGGAGCAACAAUGUCUACAAGAGUGUUCAACAUCGAGUUGUCACAAAUUUGCAAGUUGAACGAUUCUCCACUGCAUACUUCUUUUGUCCAUCUUAUGAAACCAUGAUAGAGAGUUGUUGCGAGCCUUCGGUUUAUAGAAAAUUCAGCUUUGGGGAAUAUCGACACCAAGUCCAAGAGGAUGUUAAACAAUUGGGUUCUAAAGUAGGCCUUCCUAGGUUUCUUGUCUAAUUAGUUUAUAAGUCCUAGGCACAAACAUGAAUUUUGGUAGUAUAAUUAGGAUAAAUCUAUAUGUGUGUGGGAAAUGGAAGCGGGGUACGUGCGUAUAGAUAUUAUACUAUUUUAAGCUUAGGGUUUAUGUUAGAAAACGACCGGUGAUAAUAGUUUGUGUUUUUUUUGGUUGCUAUAUCGUAGCUUCUUUAAUUAGUCAAUGUAUUGUAAUUGACUACUGUACAAUUAAGAUUUUGUUUGAUAAUGAUUCCUUUGGAUUUAUAA